UCCUCUUUAGUGGAACGCCUUCUCCGUGUCGUCUUUACCCCGCCAUUCAAGAUGCUUUGGGGGAGAACCAGUCCUGUGGUGCGUGGGGUCUCGAGAAGCUUUUCCCUCUCGAGACCCUAUCCGAACUUCAGAUACCCUCCUCCAAGCUCGAGCUGUCCUUCCAAACAUUCACCCCGAUCCUUCCAUCAAUAUCCAAUUAAGAUGUCCUCAGAAAACAAAAGCAAUGGCACAUCAAAGCCUACAGCUUGGUCCGGUCCAGGGCAAGCAGCAUUUGACUUCAGAAGCGACGUAGUCACAACGCCGACUGCUUCGAUGCUCCUCGCCAUCCAAAACACCACACUCCUCGAUGACGUCUUUGCCGAAGACACCACAACCCUCGAUCUCGAAUCGCAUAUCGCAGCCCUCACCUGCCAUAAAAGCGCGCUCUUCGUCCUCUCCGGCACAAUGGGCAACCAACUCGCGCUUCGCACACACCUCACUCAGCCUCCUCACUCCGUCCUCUGCGAUCACAGAGCGCAUAUCAUAGAAUGGGAAGCUGGCGGCGUGGCUUCACUGUGCGGAGCUUUAGUCAAAGGCGUAGUGCCAAAAAAUGGUGUAUAUUUGACACUGGAAGAUGUGAAGAAGAAUGUUGUUUUGGGGGAUGAGAUACAUUCGUGUCCAACGAAGAUUAUUAGUUUGGAGAAUACACUUGGAGGGACGAUUAUGCCGUUAGAGGAAGUGAAAAGGAUAUCAGCGUUUGCAAGAGAACAUGGGAUUAAGAUGCAUUUGGAUGGAGCGAGGAUAUGGGAAGCUGUUGUUGCGGGAGCGGGAUCUUUGCCAGACUAUACGAAGGAAUUUGACAGUGCGAGUCUAUGCUUUUCGAAGGGAUUGGGUGCGCCAAUUGGGAGUAUACUUGUUGGAAAGGAGAAGUUUAUUAAGCAUGCGCGGUGGGUGAGGAAGAGUAUUGGUGGAGGACUUAGACAAUCUGGUGUCGUUACUGCGGCGGCGAGGAUAGCUGUUGACGAGACUUUUGGGAAAGGUCCAAAUGGUGAAGGAGGCUUGUUGAAAGGGAGUCACGUCAUGGCGAAGAGGAUUGCCGAUAUAUGGACUGGAAUGGGAGGGAAGCUUACUCAACCUACCGAGACCAAUAUGGUGUGGUUUGAUCUUGACGAUGCCGGAAUUUCAGACGAUGAAUUUGUCGAGCUAGGAAGUAAACAUGGGUUGAGAUUCUUAGGUCCGAGAUUGGUGGUGCAUUAUCAGAUAGGUGAGGAGGCUGUUCAGAGACUUGGAGAGGUCUUGAAGGAAGUUAUUGAGAGGAAGCAGGCCGGCGGAGUAAAGAAAGAAGGGAAAGUUGGUGAGAAAGCAUAUGGCACUUGAGAUUAUGAAGAGAUGGAAAUGAAGAGACAAACCAUUUAGGAA
Cadophora gregata is the source of this 1398-nucleotide messenger RNA. RefSeq lists its product as uncharacterized. Gene Ontology annotation, cellular component: cytosol. NCBI's taxonomy places the organism in Eukaryota, Fungi, Ascomycota, Leotiomycetes, Helotiales, Ploettnerulaceae. The coding region runs from base 52 to 1356 and encodes 434 amino acids. Gene Ontology annotation, molecular function: L-allo-threonine aldolase activity. The transcript is spliced from 3 exons. Gene Ontology annotation, biological process: glycine biosynthetic process; L-threonine catabolic process. The record is from RefSeq and is a predicted model, not a curated record.